Exophiala xenobiotica is the source of this 1137-nucleotide messenger RNA. RefSeq lists its product as uncharacterized. Bases 1 to 1137 code for a protein of 378 amino acids. The transcript is spliced from 5 exons. Lineage: Eukaryota; Fungi; Ascomycota; Eurotiomycetes; Chaetothyriales; Herpotrichiellaceae. The record is from RefSeq and is a predicted model, not a curated record.
AUGUCGUUCAGUACUGGAAUGCCGGCACCUAUGGUACAGGAUCUGUUGGAGAAAGUUGAUGUUGACGACGAAGUUGCCGCUUUUUUCCCCGCAGGAUAUCGCUUGGUGUCUGCAGCACCGCACGGCGCCAGCUUCUGGACGCGAACAGCAAGGAUCAACAUCAUGCUACCGAAUGGUCAUCCUCACAGUUAUUUCCUCAAAGUGGCUAGUGGUGAGGUUGGAAAGGGAAUGAUGCAGGGCGAAUAUGAGGGUGUCAAGGCGCUGUACAAAGUUGCAUCGGAUUUCGUCCCUCGGCCUGUGGGCUGGGGCGCCUACGCAGCUGACCAGGAUACCUUUUUCUACCUUUGCGAUUUCGUUGAUAUGAUUGAAGAGUUACCAGGCAUGUCCAAGUUCUGCAGCAGGCUUGCCAAAAUGCACACCGACAGCAUGAAGUGGUCGCAAGAUGGGAAGUUCGGGUUUCAUAUCGUCACGUACGAGGGCAGUAUGUACCAGGAUGUUACCUGGUCGGAAUCGUGGGAGGAGCUUUUCAUCCUGGCAAUGAAGGCAUUUGCGGAGCAGGAGCGGAGAGUCCAUGGCGAGUCCAAGGAGCUGCAAGAGCUCUUGCCGGCUCUGUACACCAAGGUAUGCCCCCGACUUCUACGCCCAUUGCAGACUGGAGGGCGAACGAUCCGGCCUGUAUUGGUACAUGGGGAUCUAUGGUACGGCAACAUGGCCACGAACGCUGCGACUGGCGAGCCCAUUGUCUUCGACCCUUCCGUCUUUUGGGCGCACAACGAAUACGAUCUAGACAACAUGAACGUACCACGCUAUCGCCUUGGGAAACAAUGGAUGAGGGAAUAUCAUCGUCAUCUCCCCAAAUCCCAGCCCGAAGAAGAUUAUGAUGACCGAAACUUAUUGUAUGGGAUACAUGGACACUUUUGUGCCUCAACAUUAUAUCCAAGCACGACUCGUUUUCGCCAAAUGGCCAUCGAUGAGCUGCGGUAUCUUGUGGACAAGUACCCUAGUGGCUAUGAAGGCUAUGAAGACCGGGAACAAAAUGAUGAUCACACACACAUGAGCAUGCACGGGAAUAUAGAUGACUUGGACGACUUUGAAACGGAAGAGCCGAUGCCAGGAAUGCCUCAGAUUGCCUCUUGA